Molecule: messenger RNA, 2288 nt
Organism: Columba livia (rock pigeon)
Lineage: Eukaryota; Metazoa; Chordata; Aves; Columbiformes; Columbidae
Product: ovocalyxin-32
Exons: 6
Coding region: 123-932 (269 amino acids)
Molecular function (GO): metalloendopeptidase inhibitor activity
Source: RefSeq, a predicted model, not a curated record
CGGCACUGACAGCGGGCGGAGGGCGGGAGGCAGCGGGCCGGGCCCCCGCUAUUAGUACCGGCCCUCGGCGGAGCCCGCCUCAGAGCGGAGCCCGCCUGGAUCCCCCGCCGUCUCCCAGCGCCAUGCAGGGGGUUAAACCCGCCGCCUUCCUCCCGCUCCUCCUCCGCCUCAGCGUGUUGCUGCUGCCGCCGCCGGCGGGCGCGGAGCGGGAGCUGAGCCCGGGCAGCCCGGCGGCCGCGGGGGCGGCGCGGGUGGCUCUGCACCACCUCAACUUCCAGGCGGGCUCCCCCGGAGCGCUGCGGGCGCUGGGGCAGGUCCGCAAGGCCACGCUGAAGAGCAUCCCAGACUCUGGCCACAAGUAUUACCUGCAGUUCACUACCGAAGACUACAGAACCGGGGAAAAUGCUGGGAGCUGCCUCGCUACAGUGUUGUAUCCGAAGACAAAGUCUCCUCCUGUCGUCAACAUCAAGUGCACGGACACCAAAGACCAGAAGCAAAUCCAAGAAGAGGACAACAGACUUUACCAAAAAAUUAGGAGCCAAACCAAACCGAUAAUUGGAAACAAUAUUCCAGACAGCUAUGGAAAUAUCGAACCUGCCCUGGAGCCAGCGUGGGCUUUGGCUGUUGCCGGCAGCAGUUACAUGAUGUGGGAAAAGUCAGCGGAGAACCUGGGUUACUUCAUGGCACAAGUCAAGUCUGCAAAGCAGUGGAUACGGAAAGAUGAUUUUAUCGAGUUCGACUACACUGUCCUGCUCCACGAAAUUCCAACGCAGGAAAUUGUCUCGUGUCACAUGCGCCUCACUUGGCUUCCUGGUCACGCUCUGAAAGUGAAAUACUUCUGUUCUUCAGAGAAUCAGAGGCUCGAAGAUGGAUCUGGAAUGGAAUCUGGAUCAGCUGCUGGGAUUUUGGAUGAAAGGGGAGCAAAUUUUUAAGAGAGACUGUCAGCUUUGUGUAGAUGGAUUAAAUGAGAAAAUCCUUGUGUUAAUAGACCCAGAAUUGUGAUAGUUUUUCCAUACAAGUCGCACAACGGUGAAUUUGAACGCUUUCACUUGUCUGUUUUGUUCCAAAAUUAAUUCCUCUGACUUCUUAAACUGCAAGACUCGUAUGUUCUAGAGUUCUACCAAAAACUUCGCUACUACAUGUAUACACCGAUCAACAUACACAACUUGAUUUUAUGUCACUAAACUUAGAGUAACAUAGUUUGUAAACAAAGUUAAUAUAUUUGGAUAAAAAAAUCUUGAGAAAAGCAUGGAUCUGUCACUAAGAAAUAUUGGUCUACUAAUUUUUGGGGGAGGUAGAUACAUGCUGGGUUUUAACUUACAUCUCUAAUAAAACAAAUACCAUGGCGCAGGGUCGGGUUUUCUUUCCCGACGCUGCUGUUUGACCCCAACUUUCCAUCUUCUCCCAGUUUCUGGCCUUCCAAAGGACGCGGACGAGCGGAGGCAGCGACACGUCUCCAGCAAGGCAGCGCUCACCGGCACCCGCCCGUCCCUGGUCCCGCGGACGCGCCGCCGCUCCCUGCAGCGUGAGAUUGCCUUACAAAAUCAGAUUUUUCUCUCCUAUUUCUGAAAGGCAACUCAGAAAAUAUUGACAGAGGGGAAAAAAAAAGUGUUUUCUUGUCUCUGUUAGCAGUGCGGAACACUGCAAGGCAGUGUUUGUCAGAGGGAACUCAGGAUGUUGUCUUUGUCUAUUUGCAGUUCUUGCUGUUUUACCUGGAAGGAAAACAGAACAGCAGGCAGGAGGGCUCAGUGCAGAUGAAUUUCCACGUGUGGGUCUGGCGGGGAACAGCCGCUGCCAGGUACCGUCACACAGCUCCUCUGUUCACCACCGCCGGCCUGAACACCUCCAAGUCCGGUCGCAACAACACCUUUUUGUCCUUUCCCACCCAGCUCUCCAUUUGUAUUUCCAGCAGAGCCGCUGUCCUGCCGUUGUUCACGGACAUCGUGCCAGACUCUCUCGCAUUUCCCUUUUCUUUUUCCCCGUUAGCAAGAUUUCUGCUGGGGUAAAUUAACUCAAUAAUCGCCCCUUCCUCAGGAAAACAGGCGAUGGUCUCUGCACCCUGGGGUGCUUUUGUUAACUCGUGAUAUAUCGCGCUAUCAUUAAUCUGUAACCAGGAACAACAAUUAAGGUAUUCAACAUGAAAACUUUAAUUGGGGGAUAUUUGGGCUGGCUGAUCUAUUAACCCCCCAAAUUAAGGCGUUUUACACAAGUGUAUUUGUCUUUUUGCUGACUGAAGCUUUUUGUAUCAGCAACAUAACAGGCAUUACAAUAAAUUCAGUGAAGCAGCA